AUGGGGCAAAGUGCCUCAUCUACUCUGGAUUGUGAAUAUAGCAAAUAGAGUGUGGUUCACAUAUUAUUACAUUCUUUACUUUGACUUGUAAGUUUUUAUAAUAUACUAAAUUAAACUGAAAAAAGGACAAAAAAUUAACUGAGAGCCAGCCCUUAUCAUUUUAAUAUUUAGGAAGACAACCCAUUACAAAGGUCAACCAUUGUGUUAGAAAAGUAAAACUGUUUUUAUCUGAAGGUGUCUCCUACCAUGCAAGAAUUUAUAUUUGUCUUCUUUUCAUACUAUUCUCACUAUUAAAUAUGAAAAACAUAAUGCGUGAACACUAUAAGUUCUCUUAACAAUCUUAAACACCUCAAUCAGAUCUCUCACUAUUCUUUUUUCCAGAGAAAACAGUUUCAGAGAUUUUAAUCUGUUAUUGUAUGACAGCCUUUCCAUUUUAGAUAUCAUCCUAGUAGCUCUCCUUUGAACCCUUCCCAACAUUUGAAUUUAUUUUCAGGCAUAUUGUGCUACUAUAUUAUAAGUAAAAAUGUGUAUUAAAAAUUUUAGCCAACUAGUUUUGGUAACACAGCUACCGUCAUCUCUGUCCUUCGUAGUCACUAUCCCUGAUGAUAGUAGCUGUGUUAUCAAAACUAGUCAGCUGAAAUUGUUUUUAAGGAUUUUAUCCUUAAUUGUGCUAAAAAACAUAAUUUUAUAUUACUAAUUAAUUCAGUGCCCUUCCAAAAGAUUUAGCUAAUCAUUGGGAGGAGCGUGUCUAUUAGCAUACUGAGAGUAUCUCUAUGCAGCAUUUCAGUUCUUCAAAACUACAGUUCAUGGGUGCAGCAUCACUUUUGUCAAAGCUUGUUAACAUAUAAUCCUAAACUAUAAAGAAGUGUUUUAAGUUUUGCACCCAUGCAAACAUAUCUCUUAGCAUUCCUGUUAGUAGUAUGCCAUGUGAGAAGAUUCAAUGUGGAAAAUUGAUUCAGAACAGCACAGUGGUCACAGUUAGGGUAAGGAGAAGAAAAUAAUAGAAGAUUUUACAAUGCAGUACAAGUUGUCCUACAACUUAGAAACAUCAGUCCUGAUUGAGCUUUUAAAGCCACUGCAAAAACUACAUACAGAAAUUACAAAGCUACAAGACAGUAUAGCAGUGUCUCCUAUCCCACAAAUGGAAGCAAGGAAAGUUGAUGAAGAUAAUGCUGAGUUAAUCCAGAUCAAGGCAAGUAGGAAUGAGCUGGAAAGAAGAAUCACGGCAUUUAUUAGCAGAAAACGGAAAGAGGUUGACGAAUGGAAUUUACGGGAGUUUUGUAAUCAUGCUCUUGAAGAAGAAUAUAACCAAUCAUGGGAAGAUGGAGAAAGAACUACAUGUGCUAGAGUUGAUGCACCAUUGAUACCAAGGUCUGUGGGUAAAAAUCGUGUUAAAGUUUCUAGGGUAGAUAAUAAGUGGGGACCCCAGACCCAACUACAUCAUCAAGUUAUUGAUAAUAAAAGACAAGAGAGUUCUGAACAUAUAGUGUACCAAGACUCUGAUAUGCCUGAGAGUGUGGAAGAAAGGCUAAGAAAUUUAGAAUCCCAUUUGAAGCUCAAAGCUGGUCAGCCAGUGUCACAGGAUGUUUACCGAAGACUGAAGGUAUUAGAAGAUAAAAUUUUGUUCUUAGAAGGUCUGUCUCCAAGUUACAUGAGUGUGGUUCCAUCAGUACACAGUGAGGGAAACUCCAAAAAUAAAACUGAAGUGGAAAGAAAGUAUGAAAACUGGAAGAUGUCAGAUAUAGAAAAAAGGAUAUUCAUUUUACAAGAAACUCUGAGAAGGAAGACUGAGAAGUAAUAUACGUCUUAAGGUAAAAUGUACAUUCCUGAAAAAGAUAUUAAAAAUUUACUUCUCAGAUAUGAUAAUUUAAAAUGAUAAGUAAGAGCUGUGAACUGAGUGUGAAAAGAAACAUCUUGAAGGAGAGCCUAAGAAAUGUAUGAUGAUAAGUUACUGAGAAGUAUACAUUCUGAAUAUGGACUGAGAAGUAUACAUUCUGAAUAUGGACUGAGAAGUUUACAUUUUGAAUACUUUCAGAGUAGUACUUACACUCUAAUAAUAGACUGAAAAAAUUAUGAACACAGGCUGAGAAGAAAGCUGAGAAAUACCUGUUCUGGGCAGUGACUGAAAUAUGUAGAUCCUGAAGUUGUUAUGCUGAGGAAUAUGCAUGCUCAAAACAGACUGUAAAGUGUACAUUGUGAUACAGAAAGUAUGAGAAUCUUACAUCAUUGUGAAUUUAGCUAGAGAAGUGUUUUUUAUGUGUUUGUUGUAUUUCCCAAAAUCUCAUUAGGUACCUCUGAACAUUUUUGAGUUUUAUUGUUUUAUUAAACUGAGUAUUGUUCUGUUAGCUUUAUUUGAUGAAAUUGCUACAAAAAAAAAGUUUUGUCAAAUGACCUAAUAAAGGCUAAUUGACCUAAAUGUUGACCAAUUUUUCCUUCAGUGAUUUUAAUAAUUUUUUGAUUUUCAUAUUUACUUUGUAGAUGAGUUGCUAUUUGUGUUGCUUGUUAGUCUUACUUAUUGUGUGAUAUAAAAUGUGAAACCCAAUGUGCUGGUAAAAACACAUCUAGUUUUGAUUUUUUUGUGUUGAAGGCUUCAGCUGGUGUAUUGAAUAAAAAUCUUUUUAUGUCAA
This is a messenger RNA of Limulus polyphemus (Atlantic horseshoe crab), 2627 nucleotides long. Its product is annotated as MAP3K12-binding inhibitory protein 1-like. The coding region runs from base 1016 to 1798 and encodes 260 amino acids. The transcript has 9 exons. The record is from RefSeq and is a predicted model, not a curated record. Lineage: Eukaryota; Metazoa; Arthropoda; Merostomata; Xiphosura; Limulidae.